AUGUUUUCCCUUUGUCAAGGGGAAAAAGAACCUGAAUUGGAAAGAAGGAUAAAAAUCAAUGAUCCUGCCUUCAAUGCGCAGUUCAGAUACGCGAUACAUUUCGGUUAUCUGAAUGACAAGGACAAGAUCAUUGAGCGAUGCACUGUUCCAUACGUAUCUAUUGACAACUACAUCAAGACGUCAAAAUACACUCCGCUGACUUUCGCACCUUUGAACUUGUUCGAGCAGUUCCAACGCUUGGCCAAUUUCUAUUUCCUAUGUCUGCUCAUUCUGCAGCUGAUUCCAAUCAUUUCGUCCCUGACGCCGAUAACGACAGCAGUUCCGCUCAUUUUUGUACUUUCAAUCACCGCAAUCAAGGACGCAUAUGAUGACUGGCAACGACACAGGAGCGACUCUCGGGUGAACAAUAGGAAAGCAUAUCUGCUAAAGGAAGGACGAUUGACCGAAGAACGGUGGAGCAGAGUGCAAGUUGGCGAUAUCAUCAAGUUAUCCAACGAUGACUUCGUCACGGCAGAUUUGCUGCUUUUGUCGACCUCGGAACCCAAUGGGUUGUGCUACAUUGAAACUGCCGAGCUUGAUGGAGAGACGAACCUGAAAUCACGGCAGUGUCUGGCGGAAACAAGCGAUCUGGGUCAGGAUGACGCCGCGUUAGGGCACUUCGACGCCAAAAUAUAUUGUGAGGCACCCAACAACAAUUUGUCGCGUUUUGAGGGGACAAUGGAAUGGCAAGGCGAAAAGUUCGCGUUGGAUAACGAUAAGGUGCUUUUACGCGGCUGCAUUCUGCGUAAUACGCAAUGGUGCUACGGUGUCGUGAUCUUUGCCGGAAAGGAUACAAAGCUGAUGAUGAACUCCGGGAAGACCAAGUUCAAGCGCACGUCCAUAGAUAGACUCAUGAAUGUGCUCAUUCUUGGAAUCGUUUUUUUCCUCGUGAUGAUGUGCUUACUUUGCACGGUUGCGGCCGGAAUUUGGGAAUCCCAAAUCGGAUAUCACUUCCAAUCGUUCCUGCCGUGGGACUCGCUCGUGCCCGAGGAAGCCACCAGCGGGGCCACUGUGAUAGCCAUCCUAAUUUUCUUCUCCUACCUCAUCGCUCUCAAUACCGUCGUGCCUAUUUCACUAUAUGUCAGUGUGGAGAUAAUUCGCCUCGCACAGAGCUUACUCAUCAACUGGGACGAGAAAAUGUACUAUGAAGAAAAGGACACUCCAGCGAAAGCUCGUACAACGACUCUCAACGAAGAAUUGGGCCAAAUCGAGUACAUUUUCUCCGAUAAGACCGGAACACUGACUCAGAACAUCAUGACAUUCAACAAGUGUACUGUAAGAGGCACAAUGUAUGGUGAUCCUACUCCUGUGAUCGAUCCGAGAACAGGACGUUCACAUGUUCCUGAUCUUGAGGAGGCUCCGUUGGUUGAUUUCUCAGCCAAUGCCUACAGUGAGCCGGAUUUUAAGUUCUAUGAUCCGCACUUGUUGGAAAACAUCAACAAGGGUCAAAAAGAUGUUCAAGAAUUUUUCAGACUGCUUGCGCUCUGUCACACUGUGAUGCCCGAGGAGAAGAAUGGUGCUCUAAUCUAUCAAGCACAAUCACCGGACGAGGCUGCAUUGGUGUCCGCAGCCCGGAAUUUCGGUUUUAUUUUCAAAGAGCGGACGCCCAACACUAUCACCACAAUAGAAAUGGGGGAGGAAAAAAAGUACGAAUUACUGUGCAUCUUGGACUUCAACAAUGUGCGGAAGCGAAUGUCUGUGAUAAUCAGGUGCAACGGAGCUAUUAAGCUGUACUGCAAGGGUGCGGACAGCAUUAUUUAUGAACGUUUGGAAUCUGGCAAGAAUCAGCUUCAUCAAAAAACCUUGGAGCACUUGAAUAUGUUCGCGGGGGAAGGAUUGCGGACACUGGUGUUGGCCUCGAAAGAUUUGGAUCCUGCCUUUUUUGAGGCUUGGAAAAAGCGUCAUCUAGAAGCUUCGGUAUCGCUAGAUAACAGAGAAGAGCGAUUAGAUGCUGUUUACGAGGAGAUUGAGAGAGACAUGUCGCUGAUUGGAGCAACAGCUAUUGAGGAUAAGCUGCAGGACGGUGUCCCACAAACGAUUGCCAAUCUAGCCCAGGCCGGUAUCAAGAUCUGGGUGUUGACCGGCGAUAAACAAGAGACCGCGAUCAACAUCGGCUACUCCUGUGAGCUUCUAACCGACGAUAUGCAUGAUGAAUUCAUCGUCGACGCGUCAACCUACAAAGACGUUGAAACACAGCUGACCAAGUAUCGCGAGAUUCUUCGCAACGGCGAAGGAAAAAACUUGAAGGACAUGUCCGUUGUGACGUUCAGUGAGCGAUCGCAAAGUGAGGAGACGUUGGAGGAAGCGGUUGGCUCGCCCGGCUACGCGCUGGUCAUAAACGGCCACUCCUUGGUUCAUGCGUUGAACUCGAGAAUGGAGCGGAUGUUCCUCGAUGUAGCCACGAGAUCGGCACAUAUUGGCGUGGGUAUAAGCGGUCAAGAAGGGUUGCAAGCAACGCUGUCGUCUGACUUCAGUAUAUGUCAGUUCCGUUUCCUCGAACGGCUAUUGUUGGUGCACGGGCGCUGGUCCUACUUGCGGAUGUGUAAAUUUUUGCGGUACUUUUUCUACAAGAACUUUGCCUUCACGCUGUGCCAUUUCUGGUAUGCUUUCUUCUGCGGGUUCUCUGCUCAGGCGGUGUAUGAUCCAUUUUUCAUUUCCUGCUACAAUUUGUUCUACACGUCGAUGCCGGUGCUUGCAUUGGCUGUGUUCGACCAAGACGUGAAUGAUUUCUAUUCGGUAAAGUAUCCGAAGUUGUACACGCCGGGAAUCAAGAACCUGUUGUUCAACAAGGCCGAGUUCUUCAAGAGCGUCAUGCUGGGUGUCAUAACGUCGUCUGUGCUCUUUUUCAUCACCUAUGGUGCGUAUCACGAUGCUUUGGCUCCUGAAGGCCACGUGACGUCGGAUCUCAUGCUUUUCGGUUCCGUUCUUGCCACGAUACUUGUGAUUGUUGUUACCGUACAAGUGGCACUGGAGACCGCGUACUGGACGAUAAUAAAUUUCAUCACGUUAUUUGCGUCGUUACUGUGGUACUUCACCCUGACUUAUGCCUAUUAUUACAUUUUCGGGUCGUCGUACAUCGGAUCGUUGAAGAAAAGUCCAUACGUUCAUCAACUAGGCUAG
This is a messenger RNA of Notodromas monacha, 3159 nucleotides long. The record is from the annotation of a GenBank genome assembly. NCBI's taxonomy places the organism in Eukaryota, Metazoa, Arthropoda, Ostracoda, Podocopida, Cyprididae.